This is a messenger RNA of Penicillium psychrosexuale, 1125 nucleotides long. RefSeq lists its product as uncharacterized. Gene Ontology annotation, biological process: protein phosphorylation. The record is from RefSeq and is a predicted model, not a curated record. The transcript has 7 exons. Lineage: Eukaryota; Fungi; Ascomycota; Eurotiomycetes; Eurotiales; Aspergillaceae. Gene Ontology annotation, molecular function: ATP binding; protein kinase activity. The coding region runs from base 1 to 1125 and encodes 374 amino acids.
AUGACGCGGAAUCUUCUUAACAUUCUCACGCGUCCCUUCAAGGCGUUUCGCCAGUCGCCCUGGGCAUUAUCGUCCGCCCUUCCAUCCCGAAUCGACGCGUCCUUGCUGGUUGAAGAGGAGAACUCCCCCUACUACGAACCAGCCUAUUUUUAUCCGGCGCGGAUCGGUGAAAUACUUAAUGACCGGUAUCAAAUUGCGACCAAGCUUGGCCACGGAAGCAGAUCGAGUGGAAUCUCAGGGAGUCAUGUAUGUCUCGUCUUCGAGCCUUUACAAACAGACUUAAAGCCGGAUAAUAUCAUGGUACAACUGGAAGAUCAUGGGCUCUUAUCCCAGGAUGCUCGAGAUGAGUUUGAAAACCCACUACCUCAGAAGCAUUGUAAUGAUGGACGUAUCAUCUAUCUAUCCCGGAAGGACUAUGGACCGCUGAAGAAAAUCAUCGGGCUGAUUGAAGUCGUCGACUUUGAUCUAGCAGUCCAAGGUGAUAUUCUUCAAGAUGGCUGUAUCCAGGCGGAGGUAUAUCGUGCGCCAGAGGUCAUUUUUGACAGAGGGUAUACGUAUAGUGCUGAUAUAUGGAGCCUGGGAGUUAUGCUAUGGGAUUUUCUAGAAGGACGAACACUGUUUGAAUCAGUUGAUCCACACAUCGUUGGAGACUAUGAUGACGCAACGCAUCUUGCGUAUAUAACGUCGCUUUUGGGUCCUGCCCCUAAAGACUUUGUUCGCCGCGGCAAGAGGACAUCGAUAUUCUAUACGGCUGCUGGAACACUCAAAAGAGAAGACCUUGUGCCUAGUAACUUUAGCUUUGAAAGCACCAUCUCAAAGUUUAAUGGGGAAGAAAAGAGGAUGUAUAUUAAGUUCGUCAACCGGAUGAUCAAAUGGAACCCCGAAGAGCGAAGCGGAGUAUGCGGGACUGUGGAGUACUUCUCUGGGCCAUUCUUUGACAACAACGGCCGCUUCCUCCUUGAGGACCAGAUCCCCGACCGCAAACUAGACGACACAGCUUCUUUUCUUGAGGAAGAGGAGAGGGAAGCAUUUCUGGAUUUCGUCAAGGGAAUGCUUGUUUGGCAUCAUGAUGCGAGAAAAAUGGCAGGCGAACUGGCCGGGCAUCCUUUUCUUCAACUAAGGUAA